AUGGCCAUUGUGGCGAUGGUCAACCACACGGCUCUGGAAAAGGAAAUCAUGAACAUCACCCCCAUAUGCCCUGGCCAAGACAUCGCUCCAGAGGGUAUGACGCUGCCGUGUAUGGUAGUGAUGACUUCACGCUGGGCUCCGCCCAAUGAGAGGAGUAUCUUGUCGGCGAUAGUCUACGCAGGUUCACUCGUGCCAGCGUUUUCCCUCGGAGCUUUGGGGUUUAUUGAGUGUAACUAUACAGCUGGUAUUUCUCUGAUGUCCUUAUGCGUUGCUGCUUUGGGAAUGGGAUGGGUGGGUCUUCUGCCCAACCACAUCGAUCUUUCUCCGAACUUUGGAGGGCACUUGAUAGCCAUCAGUACCACGGUUUCAUCAAUUCCAGGUAUUAUGAUGCCCCUGGUUAUAGGCGAGUUAACGAAAAAACAAAACACGUUGGCCCAAUGGAGCAUUGCAUUUGAUAUUGUGGCUUGUCUACUUCUCAUCAUGUGCAUUGUGUAUACUAUGUACGGUUCUGGAGAAAUUCAGCCGUGGAAUACACCUAAACCCAAAGCACCAAUUCCAGCAUCUUCACAGGAGUUAGGUCUGCAGCAUUUUUGA
Molecule: messenger RNA, 594 nt
Organism: Gryllus bimaculatus (two-spotted cricket)
Lineage: Eukaryota; Metazoa; Arthropoda; Insecta; Orthoptera; Gryllidae
Source: the annotation of a GenBank genome assembly